Messenger RNA from Trichoderma asperellum CBS 433.97, 885 nucleotides. RefSeq lists its product as uncharacterized. The record is from RefSeq and is a predicted model, not a curated record. NCBI's taxonomy places the organism in Eukaryota, Fungi, Ascomycota, Sordariomycetes, Hypocreales, Hypocreaceae. Gene Ontology annotation, molecular function: acyltransferase activity, transferring groups other than amino-acyl groups.
AUGGUCAACCACGUAAACUCAUUCGACUCGGUACCGCAAGAGCUGGUAGAACUACUUACUGCCGAGUUGCCAUAUUCGCUCCCAUUAUUACGACGACUGCAAUUUACAAAGUUCCCGCAUGGAACUUCUCAACAUGCUCGAGUCAUCUUUAUCUCAGAUGCAGAACUUUCAUCCCGGCCUGAUGCAUACACAGCAGCAUAUCUGGACUUUUCAAAGACAGGAACUCAAAUGUACAUAUAUUCGACUCUAGAGCAUCCUCGCAACAGAGAUGAUACAAGUAACGGUGAUUUGUACGAGCAACAACUAGCGGCAAUGGUACAAGAAGUCAUUCGUUUGCGCAAAGAAUACGGACAAGAGUUAUUGUUUACUAAUCCAGAUCGGAUAUUGAUUGGAACUCUACACUCGGACAUUCGUUCCAUCCUAGAAAAGUUUGAAGGCAGAGUUGAGGCUAGGCCAACAGGCAUUUAUGAUAAAUGGCUCAUGAAGAGAGACGAACUGCCUCCUCCGGAUGACAGCCUUCCAUCAGGAAUGUAUUGGGAUAGUGCAAGUCUUGAUGACUGCAGCAUUAUCGUCUCUCGGACUGAUAUUCCGCGAACCAGUGAGGAGCUUGUAGUUCUCCCAAACCUUACGAUAAAGCGAGAAGACAAGACACCGAUAGUAUGGGCUUUACUGGGGACAGACGCAAGCAUCAUUUCAGUUCAUUGUGAGGAACCUUAUAGACAGCGAGGUCUGGCUAAGAAGCUAGCUGCGAAGCUCUUGAGAGAAAAGUCGUCCCUGUAUGGUGAAGACGGGCUUAUGUCUGCCGAUGUUAGCCCCACAAAUAUGAGCAGUCGCGCCAUGUGCAAGUCGUUGGGUGGUAAACCAGACUGGACUACAUCUUGGUGA